Trichomonas vaginalis G3 is the source of this 912-nucleotide messenger RNA. RefSeq lists its product as uncharacterized. Lineage: Eukaryota; Parabasalia; Trichomonadida; Trichomonadidae. The transcript has a single exon. The record is from RefSeq and is a predicted model, not a curated record. The coding region runs from base 1 to 912 and encodes 303 amino acids.
AUGAUAAAAGUUCUCAAAAAAGUUGCAGAUUUUGGAAUUAUGAACGGAAAUUGGAACUAUGUUACAAGUUAUUGUGAUUAUCUUGAAAGAGUGUCACAUGAACUUGACGAAACAAUAUUAAAGACUAAACGCGAAGCAUCCAAACUCCAAAGUAUCUUUGAGGCCAUUUCUCCAAAUCAAGUUACUGAUCCGAGAGAAAAUGAGUCAGCUCCACCAUCUCAUCAGCGUCAAAAGUUCUUCCGUGGCUUCGAGCAAAGACCAGAACUAAAAAUUUCGGCAGAUCCAUACGGUGAUUUUCAGAAUGCAUUAAAUACGUAUAAGAAGCUACCAAAAUUCCCAAGAGAACGCUUACCAAACUCUUUUAUUAACAGAAUGAUGGACUUUUCACGACUUACUCCUGCACAUUUAUUCGAUAGAAUGAUUCCUUGUUUACGAACUCUCUCACAAGAGCUAGACAAAGUUAUGGACAUGAAAAUAGAUCAACCAAAUCAGACAUUUCGAGUUAAAUACACAUUAGAAAAAGCAGAAGAAAUCUUAAAUGCAUACGAAAAACUUAUAGUCGAGAAUGGAGCAAACAGAAGAGUUGAUGUCAUUGCUAGAGAAAAGCAAAUAGAUCCUCCGAAGCAAUCACCGCCAAAACCAAAGGCAGACGUUUUUGAAACAAUUGCAAAUUUAACUCCUAAGCAACUUAACGAAUUUUAUCACCUUAGAGGAACAGCUAGACAAGCAAAAAUGAUUGCUAUGAUGAGAGAAAGAGCUGCACACGAUUUCACAGAAUUUCUUCAGACUUAUAACGAAAAUCUCGAUCUAAAAGAGAAAGAAGAUUAUCUUAGAACAGCAGCACGCGCAUUCCAAUUACUUACAAACUCAAAACGAAAGCAUGCUUUAAUUUCAUCCAAAAUAAAUUGUUAA